AAAACCAAACUGACCGUAACACCUGAACAAACAGAAACGCUGACCUUGUAGUGCUUUUGAAAACAUGGAGACCUUGAUUAUAUUUAGGUAGCGGCAGGGGAAGGCAGGCUGUCUUCGUAUAAAAACACCCCAGAAGCUGUGGUUUUUAUGCAUUUUACGCACUUCUAAAACAAUGAAGAGGCUCCUCCUUCUUCUUCUUGUCUGUCCUUUGGUACAAGGGUUAGAACCCCGCUGGGAAAAUAUUUAUGAUGAACCUCUGAAUUUCAACUGCUCAAACAGACAAUCCAUUUCUAGUAUAUCUAGCAAGCAUGACAAUCACCGUGAGGACCGGUUAUGGGAGUUUCAGUGCAAGGACACCUUUAACUCAAACCCACAGUGUUUCUGGACACCAGAAGUCAAUGAUUUUGAUGAGGAGUUCACCUUCGUAUGUCCCAACAAUUAUGUCAUGACGGGGAUGAGCAGCUAUCAUGACAAUAAACAUGAAGAUAGAAGAUGGCAGUUUCAGUGCUGCCAAAUUUAUAACUACUGUAACAGUAACUGUCAGUGGACACCUUACGUGAACAAUUACGAUGAGGAAUUCACUUGGCUUGUUCCAAGUAUGAAUUUCCUUGUUGGAGCUGAAAGCAUCCACCACAAUAAACACGAAGAUCGUCGCUGGAAGUUCUACUACUGCACACGGAGCAAUUGCUGAUUCCCAAACGUCUGAUAAUCAUCCACGUUUCUGAAAAUUCAUCAAUAAACACAGAAUGCAAAACG
Molecule: messenger RNA, 756 nt
Organism: Paramormyrops kingsleyae
Lineage: Eukaryota; Metazoa; Chordata; Actinopteri; Osteoglossiformes; Mormyridae
Source: RefSeq, a predicted model, not a curated record